AUGAAGCCACUGGAGAAAUUUUUGAAGAAGCAGACGUCGCAGCUGGCGGGGCGAACGGUGGCGGGAGGUCCCGGCGGGGGUCCGGGGAGCUGCGGUGGGCCUGGCGGGGGCGGGGGACCUGGUGGGGGCGGCGGUCCAGCCGGGGGACUGCGGCCGCUGCAGCGGCGUCAGAGCGUGUCUCGCCUGCUGCUCCCCGCUUUCCUCCGGGAGCCCCCCGCCGAGCCGGGGCUAGAGCCGCCCCCUGAAGAGGAAGGGGGCGAGCCGGCGGGGGUCGCAGAGGAGCUCGGCAGCGGGGGGCCCUGUUGGCUGCAGCUUGAGGAGGUGCCAGGGCCCGGGCCGCUCGGGGUGGGGGGACCCCUGCGCUCGCCUUCCUCGUACUCCUCUGACGAGCUGUCCCCCGGCGAGCCCCUGACUUCCCCGCCCUGGGCCCCCCUGGGCGCCCCCGAGCGGCCGGAGCAUCUUCUGAACCGGGUUCUGGAGCGGCUCGCUGGAGGGGCCACCAGGGACAGCGCCGCCUCAGAUAUCCUGCUGGAUGACAUCGUCCUCACCCAUUCUCUCUUCCUCCCCACGGAGAAAUUUCUGCAGGAGCUACACCAGGUCAGCUUUGUUUGGGCAGGAAGCAUGGAGGGCCCCGAGGGGCUGGGUCGGAAGCAAGCCUGUCUAGCCAUGCUCCUUCAUUUCCUGGACACCUACCAGGGGCUGCUGCAGGAGGAAGAGGGGGCCGGCCGCAUCAUCAAGGAUCUGUACCUGCUGAUUAUGAAGGAUGAGUCCCUUUACCAGGACCUUCGAGAGGACACACUGAGGCUGCACCAGCUUGUGGAAACAGUGGAGCUAAAGAUCCCAGAGGAAAGCCAGCCGCCCAGCAAGCAGGUGAAGCCACUGUUCCGCCACUUCCGCCGGAUAGACUCUUGUCUGCAGACCCGAGUGGCCUUCCGGGGCUCUGAUGAGAUCUUCUGCCGGGUCUACAUGCCUGACCACUCUUACGUGACCAUACGCAGCCGCCUCUCAGCGUCAGUGCAGGACAUUCUGGGUUCUGUGACAGAGAAAUUGCAGUACUCAGAGGAGCCUGCAGGGCGCGAGGACUCGCUCAUCCUGGUAGCUGUGGCUUCCUCCGGAGAGAAGGUCCUUCUCCAGCCGACUGAAGACUGUGUCUUCACCACGCUGGGCAUCAACAGUCACCUGUUUGCCUGCACCCGCGACAGCUAUGAGGCGCUGAUGCCCCUCCCCGAGGAGAUCCAGGUCUCCCCUGGAGACACAGAGAUCCACCGAGUGGAGCCUGAGGACGUCGCCAACCACCUUACUGCCUUCCACUGGGAGCUGUUUCGAUGUGUGCACGAGCUGGAAUUCGUGGACUACGUGUUCCACGGGGAGCGCGGCCGCCGGGAGACGGCCAACCUGGAGCUGCUGCUGCAGCGCUGCAGCGAGGUCACGCACUGGGUGGCCACCGAGGUGUUGCUGUGCGAGGCCCCGGGCAAGCGCGCGCAGCUGCUGAAGAAGUUCCUCAAGAUCGCGGCCAUCUGCAAGCAGAACCAGGACCUGCUGUCCUUCUACGCCGUGGUCAUGGGGCUGGACAACGCCGCUGUCAGCCGCCUGCGGCUCACCUGGGAGAAGCUGCCCGGGAAAUUCAAGAAUUUGUUCCGCAAAUUUGAGAACCUGACAGACCCCUGCAGGAACCACAAAAGCUACCGAGAAGUCAUCUCCAAGAUGAAACCUCCUGUGAUUCCCUUUGUGCCUCUGAUCCUCAAAGACCUGACUUUCCUGCAUGAGGGGAGUAAGACUCUUGUCGAUGGUUUGGUGAACAUUGAGAAGCUGCAUUCAGUGGCUGAAAAGGUGAGGACAAUCCGCAAAUACCGGAGCCGGCCCCUUUGCCUGGAUAUGGAGGCAUCCCCCCAUCACCUGCAGACCAAGGCCUAUGUGCGCCAGUUCCAGGUCAUCGACAACCAGAACCUCCUCUUCGAGCUCUCCUACAAGCUGGAGGCUAAUAGUCAGUGAGAACAGAGGUUCUGGUCAGUGCCCCACCAGGGUCCUUGGGCACCUGGCACUCAAGCACUUUGCACGCUAUCCCAACCCACCUCUGACAUCUUUCCCUUGGAGCAACUUCCUGCCCCUCAGGAAAGAGUCGGAUGGACUUACCACUGGGCUCAUAAGCCUGUUCAUCCUGCUGAAGUCCUCUCCCCCUUGCUCCUUCAAGCCAAAACCGCACUCUGCUGGGUCCUGCCCUCGCAGGGAUGGGGGGCAGAACACUCCUUCCUCUGCCCCCUCUCAUUGAGGUCUGUUCCAGAGAUGGAGCUUCCAACCUCCUCCUCCCACGCAGACAGGAAAGCUGCCCACGUUGUCUGUGAGACAGAGCGGAACUGUGGAAGGGAUUGGCAGCCUUCCUCUCCACCCGUG
Messenger RNA from Panthera uncia (snow leopard), 2391 nucleotides. RefSeq names its product Rap guanine nucleotide exchange factor like 1 (gene RAPGEFL1). Gene Ontology annotation, cellular component: plasma membrane. The transcript is spliced from 15 exons. Bases 1 to 1992 code for a protein of 663 amino acids. The record is from RefSeq and is a predicted model, not a curated record. Gene Ontology annotation, biological process: positive regulation of GTPase activity; Ras protein signal transduction. Gene Ontology annotation, molecular function: guanyl-nucleotide exchange factor activity. NCBI's taxonomy places the organism in Eukaryota, Metazoa, Chordata, Mammalia, Carnivora, Felidae.